UAUCGUUCCUCGCUAGCUGUCGCUGUUUUCUUUUGUGUAUGUUUUGAUCUGUACUGAGAGCGGAGCGGUUCUUUUAGCUAUGCAUAAUUAUGAAUAAAUUGGUUGCGAGAUUAACUUCCAUUUAGAGUCUGGAAAGUUUGUAUAGUGUGACUGACCAUCCAGAUGUAAAACGAAGCAAUGGCCUCAUUAUGGGGAGUAACUAGUUCCACAAGUACUUCCCCUAAUUAUUCAGGGCAAUGGAAACGUGUUGGUACAAUACCAAACCCAUGCAUACAAGCACAGCCUGCCACUGUAGAUGUAGAACCGACCUGCGAUCCAGCACACAGAAAACAAUGUUUACCCAAUCAAUUUAUGGGGUAUUGGAAUGGUUUAGAUUCUGGAAAAUUGACAUCUACACAUCAGAGGUCACCCUCCAAGAGACACUAUGACCUUCCAGGUGAUGGUGAACCAACAACAAAAAGGUUGCUAAGUGAAAGAAUGGCAGCUGGUAUGAGGAAACUGUACAUAUCAGAAGACCAGCCUUAUGGAAAAUCUUCCACAGAACAUAGUGUCCCAUCAAAUGGGUUAUGGAAAGAUGAAAGAGUGUUUGGUGCUGGCAUCAAUUUUGGAAGUGACCCGUGGAUGCAAGAAAUAGAUAACAGGUUAGAUGCGAAAAUUGAUUCUGAUGAAAGUGGAAACGAAGAUGAUCACCCCCGACUGAUUAUUAAACAAGAUUUUCUGAACGUCUUUAAGUCGCAGAAUGUUGAGCCCUCACUUCCCCCACAGAUCUUAUCCGACAUGUAA
Anneissia japonica is the source of this 783-nucleotide messenger RNA. RefSeq lists its product as uncharacterized. NCBI's taxonomy places the organism in Eukaryota, Metazoa, Echinodermata, Crinoidea, Comatulida, Comatulidae. The transcript is spliced from 5 exons. The record is from RefSeq and is a predicted model, not a curated record. Bases 178 to 783 code for a protein of 201 amino acids.